AUGGCCCCAGCUGACGAUUACCGAAACACGCCGCAAGCAGCGCUAGUUAUGAUUCUAAUGACCAGCGCCACCAUUCUUGCUCCUCUCAGCGCAAUCCUCUGCUUCAUGAUAUUCUGCGACAACUGGUGCUUCGGCCCUGAACGUCGUCGCGCGGCCGCCUUGACCUCCUGGCGCGAACAAGUCAGCCAAAGAUUUUUCCAUAAUUAUGGGACUAAUCUAGAAAUUGAUACCCAUGACUACCAGCCUUUUGAGGCAGAGCAUGACGAGGAGGCAGUUGGGCAGAGUAGACCACCGCCCUAUGAUAUUGAGGUGGAAGAGGAAGACAAUCAUAGAAAUUCUUCCGACUCCGAACCAAGCUCGAGCUCGAGCUCAAGCUCAGCCUCUAAUUCGGGUUCAGGUUAG
Messenger RNA from Pseudomassariella vexata, 402 nucleotides. RefSeq lists its product as uncharacterized. Bases 1 to 402 code for a protein of 133 amino acids. The transcript has a single exon. Lineage: Eukaryota; Fungi; Ascomycota; Sordariomycetes; Amphisphaeriales; Pseudomassariaceae. The record is from RefSeq and is a predicted model, not a curated record.